Messenger RNA from Prionailurus viverrinus (fishing cat), 738 nucleotides. RefSeq names its product fibroblast growth factor 23 (gene FGF23). Lineage: Eukaryota; Metazoa; Chordata; Mammalia; Carnivora; Felidae. Gene Ontology annotation, biological process: cell differentiation; fibroblast growth factor receptor signaling pathway; positive regulation of gene expression. The coding region runs from base 1 to 738 and encodes 245 amino acids. The record is from RefSeq and is a predicted model, not a curated record. Gene Ontology annotation, cellular component: cytoplasm. The transcript has 3 exons. Gene Ontology annotation, molecular function: growth factor activity; type 1 fibroblast growth factor receptor binding.
AUGUCAGGGACCCGCCUUGGGCUCCUGGUCUCUGUCCUGUGCUGGGUAGUCAGAGCCUAUCCUAACACCUCCCCGCUGCUGGGCUCCAGCUGGGGUGGCCUGACCCACCUGUACACGGCCACAGCCAGGAACAGCUACCACCUGCAGAUACACAAGGACGGCCAUGUGGAUGGCACACCCCAUCAGACCAUCUACAGUGCCCUGAUGAUCAGAUCGGAGGAUGCCGGCUUUGUGGUGAUAACAGGUGUGAUGAGUCAGAGGUACCUCUGUAUGGACUUCAGAGGCAAUAUCUUCGGAUCGCACCUCUUCAGCCCCGAGAGCUGCAGGUUCCGACAGCGGACGCUGGAAAACGGCUACGACGUGUACCACUCCCCGCAGCACCGCUUCCUAGUCAGCCUGGGCCCGGCCAAGAGGGCCUUCCUGCCGGGCACCAACCCGCCGCCUUACUCCCAGUUCUUGUCGCGGAGGAACGAGAUCCCCCUCGUCCACUUCAACACCCCGCGGCCGCGGCGCCACACCCGCAGCGCCGAGGACGCCGAGCGCGACCCGCUGAACGUGCUGAAGCCCAGGCCCCGCAUGACCCCCGCGCCGGCCUCCUGCUCCCAGGAGCUCCCAAGCGCCGAGGACAGCGGCGUGGUGGCCAGCGACCCGUUAGGGGUGCUCAGGGGCAACAGGGUUAACGCGCACGCCGGGGGGAUGGGCGUGGAGAGGUGCCGCCCCUUCCCCAAGUUCAACUAG